AUGCAAAUUGAUCAGGUAAUCGAAGCCAGAAGAAACUAUCCAUCGAAAUUACUUCUCAUAUUUCUUUCUCAUCAAUUCAAGCCUCGACUAAUUUUUUUCCAAUGA
Molecule: messenger RNA, 105 nt
Organism: Spirodela intermedia
Lineage: Eukaryota; Viridiplantae; Streptophyta; Magnoliopsida; Alismatales; Araceae
Source: the annotation of a GenBank genome assembly